AUGGUCCUCUCCUUCCUGCCUGUCCAAGGCGCGCUCCUGGCCUACCAGUGCCUUGGUGCAGGGCCCUUCCUCCUGGCCAUCCCGGGCGCCAACGGCGACGCCGCCAUCUUCAGCGAGGUAGUCCCCUACCUCAGCCAGGACUUCACCGUGUGCACCUACGACCGGCGCGGGUACAGCAACAGCACCCUUACCGCGCCGGGGGACCUGACCAUGCCACACCGGCUGCAGCGCGACGCCGACGACGCGGCGGCGCUGAUCUCGCACGUGUCAGGUGGCGAGCCGGGCCUGGUGUUUGGCACGAGCAGCGGCGCCAUCGUCGCCCUCGAGCUGCUGCAGCGGCACCCCGGCCUGGUCGACUUCCUCAUCGCCCACGAGCCGCCGCUGGCUUAUGUUUUGGACGGUGCCUGGGCCGCGGAGACUUACUCGGUGUUUGAGGGCAUCUAUCAGACCUUCCUUGCCGACGGCAUCGAUGCUGCUACGCUGGGGUUCCUCGGACCCGGCGCGGCAAAUUCGACGGACGUGGAGACGCAGGCUGCGUAUCACGCUCUGGAGGACCCUGCUAAUAAGGGCAACGCGGAGUUGUUCUUCGGGCAUGAGAUCGCUACGUACACGGCUGUCAAUGAGAGCAUGCCGGCGUUGGUGGGCUUGAAAGACAGGUUUGCUAUGGAUGUAGGCGAGGCGUGCAAUAUCCCUAGCUGUAACAUCAGUGCUAUACUGGCUUCGAAGGUGGGAGUAGAUCUAUAUUUCACGCCUGGCGGACACUUGGGAUAUGUCUCAGAACCAGAGGGCUUUGCCAGGAAAGUAUCGAGCAUAUUUGCUGAGCAUGGCAAAGCCUGA
Molecule: messenger RNA, 837 nt
Organism: Diaporthe amygdali
Lineage: Eukaryota; Fungi; Ascomycota; Sordariomycetes; Diaporthales; Diaporthaceae
Exons: 1
Coding region: 1-837 (278 amino acids)
Biological process (GO): glycerolipid catabolic process
Molecular function (GO): triacylglycerol lipase activity
Source: RefSeq, a predicted model, not a curated record